Molecule: messenger RNA, 1647 nt
Organism: Lachancea sp. 'fantastica'
Lineage: Eukaryota; Fungi; Ascomycota; Saccharomycetes; Saccharomycetales; Saccharomycetaceae
Source: the annotation of a GenBank genome assembly
AUGUGGGGAAAUUUAGCGGCUACUCUGGUCUGCUUUUUUUGCACACUCGGCGCUGUUACGGCCGAUGAUAAUAGCGGAAACUUCACAAAUACACCUGCAAUUCAGGUCAAGGGCAACAAGUUCUUUUACUCGAACAACGGAACCCAAUUCUAUUUGAAAGGUGUUGCGUAUCAGGCUGACACGGCUAACUCUUCCUCCACAGAGAACACUAUUGUUGACCCACUGGCAGAUUACGACACUUGCUCGAGAGAUUUGCCAUAUCUGCUUGGCGCAGAGACCAAUGUCGUUCGUGUCUAUGCUCUAAAUACAUCUUUGGACCAUAGCAAAUGUAUGGAAGCUUUUGGCAAGGCAGGGAUCUAUGUUAUUGCCGAUUUGUCCGAGCCAUCGGACUCCAUCAACAGAGACUCUCCAGCGUGGACUUUGGAUCUCUACAAGCGCUACACGGGCGUGGUUGAUGCGAUGAGCAACUACUCUAAUGUGCUGGGGUUUUUCGCGGGAAACGAAGUCACCAACAAUAAGUCGAACACGAACGCGUCACCUUUUGUCAAGGCUGCAAUCAGAGACACCAAGAAGUACAUCAAAGACAAAGGCUACAGAGAUAUACCAGUGGGAUAUUCAUCUAAUGACGAUGAGGACACUAGAGUUCCCAUGGCCGACUAUUUUGCCUGUGGUGAUGAGGAUGUCCGCGCUGACUUUUUCGGUAUUAACAUGUAUGAGUGGUGCGGCUCAUCGACUUUCCAAGAAUCCGGUUACGAAGACAGAACAAAGGACUUUGGAAAUCUAAGUAUACCUGCCUUUUUCUCCGAAUACGGUUGUAUCGCUGAAUCGCCAAGAAAAUUUGAAGAGGUGGGUACACUUUAUGGCAAGGAUAUGACAGAUGUUUGGUCUGGAGGUAUCGUCUACAUGUACUUCGAAGAGGCAAACAAAUACGGAUUAGUUUCUGUCGAUGGCAAAGAUGUAAAAACCUUGUCGGACUACGAUAAUUUGAAAAAGCAACUGGCUUCUGUGUCUCCCUCUGGCGUUCAAAUGAGUUCCUACAGCCCAUCUUCCACUUCUCUUUCAUGCCCCGCUACCAACUCGAACUGGAAGGCAGCAACUUCUCUACCACCAACACCGGAUAAGGACGUGUGCGAUUGUCUAGAAGGAGGUCUAUCAUGUGUUAUCAGUGACAGCGUAGACGAAAAAGAUUACGGUGAUUUAUACGAAACCUUGUGCGGCAAAAUUGACUGUGGAGAUAUAAGUGCUGAUGGUGAGAAGGGCAACUACGGUGCCUACUCUUUCUGUGACAAUUCUGUCAAAUUAUCCUUUUUGCUAAACAAGUACUACGAGUCCAAUGGCAAGUCUAAAUCGGCUUGUUCCUUUGACGGGUCUGCGUCGUUGGCUUCAGCAACUAGUCAAGCUUCAUCAUGCCAGACCAAAUUGUCUUCUGCCUCUGCAAAAGCUAGUGCCAGCGGCGGUAGUGGCUCAUCGGGCUCGAGUGGCUCGGCAUCUUCUUCUGGGAGCGGUUCCAGUAGCAGCGCGUCAUCCAGUAGCAGCAAGAAGUCAUCUGCUGGACUAAAAAUCGAACCAGUUUCUUCAGCUGGGUUGUGGCUGAUUUCUGUUUCAAUUAUGAUGGCGUCUGUGGGGAUGAUAUCUAUCAUUGUUUGA